Chara braunii is the source of this 4074-nucleotide messenger RNA. The record is from the annotation of a GenBank genome assembly. Lineage: Eukaryota; Viridiplantae; Streptophyta; Charophyceae; Charales; Characeae.
GCAGAGGGCGUCGGAAGUCGUGUGGUUGUCGUCUGCUGUUUGCCGCCGUCUGGGUAGACGUUACGUUGUCGUGCUUUGUCGUCGUUAGUUGCCCUUGCGAGAACGGUUGUGUUACAUGGCCGACGUGCUCCGCAAGCUGCCGCUGGUCCUCUUCGUCGUGAUUCUGCUUGUAGUUGUCGUCUUUGUUCAGGUGUGCAUAUUAGGGAGGUUGCCUUCACGUACUCGCAGGAAACGAGGGGUGAGGAAGAGCGUGGCCAUGGACGGGCGGCGGCCGAAUCUUGCCACGUUGUCGGACACUUAUCCCAGCCACCGGCCUGCGAUCUGCACCGGUGUAGACAGAAGGGCGGAAGGUCCGUCGACGUACGAAGGACUCCCGCCUCACAUGCAGCCUCUGCCCGAUUCGGACGAGGGGGAGGCGGACGUGGACGUGUCCAACACAGUUCCGCUGGGUAGCGGGUCGACCCAGGAAUGGACGGGUACCCAGUUGUUUGAUGGGCGCGGAGCGAAGUACAGGCAGUCGUUCACUUCCCUCCUCCACGAAGGUGCCCAGGAAGAGGAACACCUCCCCCUUGUGGAUCUCACAUUUGGCCUGCGGAGCGGGAGCCCAUCUUCUGUCACGCGCACUGUGCUCGUGAACCCUCAUCCCGACGACGACGCGGGGCAGGUGACAUUGGUCGGCAGGGGCACGAGGGGUGGUUCUGCGCGUCAGGAGACGUCCGAGAAGACGAGGGAGCGGCCUCAAGUGCAGGCGACUUCUGGCCCGUCAAUUCCACGCACCACCGCUGGUCGCCCUGAGUGGAUGAACCCCCCUCCUGCGUUCUCCAGGGGCCACGACACCGUUCCUCGUCCAGUUGAACGGGGUGUGAGUGCUGAAGACUUCCCUUUCGAGGGCACGCGUGGAGAUGGCAGGUGGGUAUGGAAGGAGUCGAGGCAGGAGUUGCGGCGGCAACAAGAAGAGUCCAUAACGCAAGGUGUGCAACGAUUACGUGUGGGCGAGCGGGCUGGGCAAGCAGACGCGGUUGGCGGGGGGGGUGACGUCUGGACAGACGGUAACGAAGUUGAGUGCGACACUGAGAAGGACGACAGCGGCGACGUGUUCCCGUUGCAUGCGCCGAACAUGGGUGGCAGGGGCGGCAGAGGCAGGGCUUCGACGAAUGCUGGGCAGAGGCGGAAGAGGCCGUCGGCGGCCUCUGCUGAUGCGGAAGGUGAGGGGGAUGGGUUGGGUGGCCGAAAUUUCUGGUCUGUGGAUCACAUGGUGGCCCUCAUAAGGGCGAAGCGGGAUCAGGACGCCCAGCUGCAAGCGGCGGGGCACGCAUUCGCUCGGAUGCGGUCGAGGGAGUGGAAAUGGUUGAACGUCCGGGAAAGGUUGCUAAAGGUCUGUGUUGACAGGCCGACAGACAAAUGCGGGAAGAAAUGGGAUAAUCUCAUGCAACAGUUCAAAAAGAUCCACACUUUCAUGGGCAUGUCGGGGAAGAAGGACUUCUUCCAGUUGACGAGUCAGCAGAGGGCAGAGAAAGGAUUCAGCUUCAACAUGGAUCGGGCCGUCUACGAGGAGAUCAAAGGGGCGAAGGAGAGGAGCCACACUAUCAGCCCGAGCAAUGUUGCAGACACCGGUGGCGCAGGAGGUGAUCAACUCCCAUCUGCUCAGUCGGCGACUCCGGAGUCUGUGGGUGACGGGGAUGCCGCUGGAGAUGGCAACGACGAAGACGACAGCUCGGCGCGUGGGGCCUCACAGACGACUGGAAGUCCAGCCCGGUUUCGGAAGAGGAAAAACGUGCGGCAGCAGACAUUCGAAGCCUUAAGCGAGUGCAUGGAGAAGCAUGGGGCGUUGAUGGCAUCGACGAUGGAGAGCGCGAGCAUGAGGCAAUACGAGGCGAUGGAGAGCGCGAGCAAGAGGGAGAGGGACUCUCAGAAAACGGAAGCUGCCGGCGUCGUGAAGCGGGGGAGGCAUCAGGCGAAGAAGCCCAAGGCAUCAAGCGGCGGUGCUCUGGUGAUCGGGAGGUCCGCGUGGGAAGAAUGGGUUGACGAGGCCAGCAGCGGACAGGACGACGAUUUCGAAUCGGAGGCGGACACGUUUCAUGCGAGGAAAGGGACCUUGCGUGACGUGUCGAACGCGAGAAUGGUGAGCGGAGAGGAGGGCGUCGACGGUGGUAAAGAUGGGGGUCACGGGGUUGCGCGAGGCAAGGGUGAGGCGACCGGCGACGUGGGAGGUGGUGUUGCUGCCAGGGAGGUUUGUAGCCAGCCGACGACCCUUGCCAUGCGCGGCGCCGUGCCGUCGAAGGACGUGCAGGCCGCCCAGGACGUCGUCAGGGGACAGCUUGCAACGCGCAUUCCCGCAAAGGAAGCUGCAACGGUGGGAGCCGUCAUUGGUACAUCGACGGCAGGCACGGGGGGGGGCGGUGGCGACGGUCGUGAUGAUGCUGAUGACGACGAUCCCCUCAUUAACAGGCAGAGGCGGUCCGGAAACAUGACGGCUCUGGAGGCGAAAGCGAAACUGUGGGUAGACGAUCUGCGUUUCUGGAACGAGACGGAGGGGCAUGGGAUAUUCAAGAUCACCCAGGAGACACGCCUGCACCUCAUCGUCAUCGCGAAGGGUGUGAAACCGCCGGGGAUCAGAAAAAGCGUUGUCCUCCCGAACGCCACGAUUCCUCAGCAGAAGCUGGAAGACUCGUCGGAGUUGGGGGCCGCGAAGGAGAGGGCUUCGAGGGUGCAGACCAUAGCGUUGCGCAUCAUCCAUGGGUGGAUCUUCAAGUCCCCCAAUCGUGCGCGUGGGUACCACUGCUCGUACGGCUAUGUGCUGAACCACGUCGCCACAGACCUCGCCCGCGCCAUCUGGUUUGGAGAGGACUGGCGGGUAUGUGUGAGUCCGGCGGUCGUCCAUAACACCUUGGAGCUUCAUAUGAAGCUCCCCAUCUGGUACGUAGGUGGCGUCAUACAUGACAGGCACGAGGACGACGAAAUGGCGUUGUAUCAGGAGUCCACAAUGCAGCGUCUCGUAAGAGCUUUCACGAAUGCUGUUGACACGGGGGAGGGGGUAGACGACGGGCGGAUAUCGUACGAGAGGCUGAGGAACGUAGCUGACUGCAUGCGCCUUUUGUUGUCUGCCGCCAUGUGGAUCAUGUGGAUGGCGGGAGAUAAUCUCCGUUCGCACUAUGAGGCGUCCCAUCUUGUGGAGCUCAUUGCGAAAUCGACGCUCAUUGCGUCGCUGCAUCGCUCGUUCGACGCUCGCCGCCAUGUUCUGCAGUGUGUCAAUGCAGUAACGGAGAAAAUGGGGAAGCCCCCCAUGACGUUGGUCGACCCUCCGGUGUACAUCCCCGACUGGGCGCUGUGGACGACUACGGAGAAAAUGGGGAAGCCGGCCGCCCCUGCUGCUGAUGACGACGAUGAUGUCGACGAUGAGGACGUUGAUGAUGAUGGUGAUGAUGGUGAUGAUGGUGAUGAUGGUGAUGAUGGUGAUGGUGAUGAUGAUGGUGAUGAUGGUGACGAUUAUGAUGAUGAUGGUGAUGGUGAUGAUGACGAUGAGGACGUUGAUGAUGACGAUGAUGAUGGUGAUGAUGAUGAUGGUGAUGAUGACGAUGAUGAUGAUGAUGACGAUGUUCACGAUUAAAGAGGAUGAUGACGACGACGAUGAUGAUGACUAAGGUGGUGAUGGUGAUGACGACGAUGGUGGCGACGACGACGAUGUCAUCGACGAUGUUGGGGACAGGAGUUGGCAUGGCGUGUGAAUAGUCGUUGCGCUAGUUUCGUAGACUGUCUUCUACUUCCUUUGCGUUGAGUCGUUUCCUGUUGUCAAAGCGGUUGCCGAGUACGGGUGAGAGCUCGGUUUCAUCUAGCUGACAGCAAAGUGUAGUCGACAUGCACAUCUUUUCAUUCAAGGGGCCAGUCAUCGGCGAAUGUGCGGUGUCAUUAAUGUCCAUCGUGUCUAUGCGCAUCAUUGAUGCUAAUUUGAUAUCGUGUGCUAUGGCGAACGUUCGUUUUAUAUCGCAGACGUGUUUUCUUAUGUUUGUUCUUUCCGAUCGCAAAGCUUCCAUGUAAAGUUGUGGGUGAUAAGGUGAAUGAAUUCUGCGUGAGAGA